GUCGAUCUCACUGCAAGGCCGCUUCUCGAGCGCAUUUCUUUGACCGAUGAUAAAGUGAUCAUUCUCGCUUCUGACUCUACUCUGCUUUCUUUUCUUCUAUUCACCACUAAGUGUCUAGCGAUCGCUAUCAGCUGACUAACCUCAUCAUGGCGACUAACGAGAUUAAUCACCAGCAGAACAACAUUAGCGACGAUGAGAAAUACGUGGGUGAGAAGCAUGGGCCGGCUCAUGUUGACGUAGCGAACAACAGUGCGGCCAAAAUACGUAACCCUCUUGCACAUCUGUCCAGCGAAGAAGUCAUCAAGGAUGUUCAAGAGUUUGCCCGAACCAAUGGCUUUCCCGAAAUGACCGAUUUGCUCGUCAAAGGCGCUCUCGUUGCUAAAGAUCCUCCAGCAUUUGAGACUGUUCCUGGCCUCACGGAAGGGGAACAGGAAGCCAUCCGAAAUGAGGUUUUGCACAAGUGGCGCCAACCAAAAUCACUUUACUUCACCAUCAUUCUCUGUUCAAUCGGUGCGGCUGUCCAGGGCUGGGAUCAAACUGGUUCCAACGGUGCCAACCUAUCAUUUCCAGAUGCUUUGGGUAUACCUGUGUCGGACAAUCUUCCCGACGGCUCUCCUAACCCCAACGCUUCUCGUAAUCAAUGGUUUCAAGGAUUGGUCAAUGCCGGACCGUACAUUGCCUCUGCCUUUUUGUAA
Exophiala oligosperma is the source of this 695-nucleotide messenger RNA. RefSeq lists its product as uncharacterized. The coding region runs from base 147 to 695 and encodes 182 amino acids. The transcript is spliced from 3 exons. Lineage: Eukaryota; Fungi; Ascomycota; Eurotiomycetes; Chaetothyriales; Herpotrichiellaceae. The record is from RefSeq and is a predicted model, not a curated record.